GGGGCGCGGACUCGUCACUCGCGCUGUGAAUCGUGAACGAGGAAUUUCUUCGUUUGUCCUACGGACAGAAAUUUUACGAGGCUUUCCAAGUAAUUAUUAAGAGAAUCCGAAGAAAAUGGCGAAGGCACCCGCAGUCGGUAUUGAUUUAGGCACAACUUACUCGUGCGUUGGCGUCUUCCAACAUGGCAAAGUCGAGAUUAUCGCCAACGAUCAGGGCAACCGCACGACGCCCAGUUAUGUAGCCUUUACGGAAACCGAACGUCUCAUCGGAGACGCCGCCAAGAAUCAAGUCGCCAUGAAUCCUAAUAACACCAUUUUCGAUGCCAAGAGAUUGAUUGGACGUCGCUUCGAAGAUCCGACAAUCCUCGCUGACAUGAAACAUUGGCCCUUUACCGUAAUAAAUGAUAGUGGUAAGCCAAAGAUUCAAGUACAAUACAAAGGAGAGACGAAGACUUUCUUCCCUGAAGAAGUGAGUUCGAUGGUCUUAGUAAAAAUGAAGGAAACUGCAGAGGCAUAUUUAGGCAAGACUGUCACUAACGCUGUGAUCACCGUCCCCGCUUACUUCAACGACUCGCAGCGUCAGGCAACUAAGGACGCUGGUACUAUCUCGGGCUUAAAUGUAUUGCGUAUUAUCAACGAGCCCACCGCCGCCGCGAUUGCAUAUGGUCUCGACAAGAAGGCCACCGGCGAACGGAACGUCCUUAUCUUUGAUCUCGGUGGUGGCACUUUCGACGUGUCCAUCCUGACCAUCGAAGAUGGUAUCUUCGAGGUCAAGUCUACGGCUGGAGAUACUCAUUUGGGUGGCGAGGACUUCGAUAACCGUAUGGUUAAUCAUUUCGUGCAGGAAUUUAAGCGUAAAUACAAGAAAGAUUUAACUUCAAAUAAACGCGCACUUCGUCGUCUUCGCACGGCCUGCGAACGUGCCAAGCGUACCCUGUCAUCCUCCACCCAGGCCAGCAUCGAGAUCGAUUCAUUGUAUGAAGGAAUCGAUUUCUACACCUCCAUCACCCGAGCUCGUUUCGAGGAACUCUGCGCCGAUCUUUUCCGCGGUACUCUUGAACCUGUUGAAAAAUCGCUGCGCGACGCCAAGAUGGACAAAGCCCAAAUCCACGAUAUCGUUUUGGUCGGAGGCUCUACACGAAUUCCCAAGAUUCAGAAGCUCCUGCAAGACUUCUUCAAUGGCAAAGAGCUCAACAAAUCUAUCAAUCCUGAUGAGGCUGUGGCAUACGGCGCGGCAGUACAGGCGGCUAUCUUGCACGGUGAUAAAUCCGAGGAGGUGCAAGACUUGCUUUUGCUCGACGUCACUCCGCUCUCUCUGGGUAUUGAGACUGCCGGUGGUGUCAUGACCGCGCUCAUUAAGAGGAAUACCACCAUCCCGACGAAGCAGACUCAAACCUUCACAACUUACGCCGACAAUCAACCUGGCGUGUUGAUUCAGGUAUAUGAAGGUGAGCGCGCCAUGACCAAGGACAAUAAUCUACUGGGCAAAUUCGAGCUUAGCGGUAUUCCACCAGCACCUCGUGGAGUUCCUCAGAUUGAGGUGACAUUCGACAUUGAUGCGAACGGUAUCCUCAAUGUCUCCGCUGUGGACAAGUCUACUGGAAAGGAGAACAAGAUCACUAUUACCAACGACAAGGGUCGACUCAGCAAGGAGGAUAUUGAAAGAAUGGUGAACGAGGCAGAGAAAUACCGCAGUGAGGACGAGAAGCAGAAGGAAACGAUCUCCGCCAAGAAUGGUCUCGAGUCUUACUGCUUCAACAUGAAGAGCACAGUCGAGGAUGAGAAGCUGAAGGACAAGAUCAGCGCGUCAGACAAGCAAACUAUCCUGGACAAGUGCAAUGACAUCAUCAAGUGGCUCGACGCUAACCAGCUGGCCGACAAAGAGGAAUACGAACACAAGCAGAAGGAGCUCGAGGCCAUCUGUAACCCCAUCGUUACGAAACUGUAUCAGGGUGCCGGUGGUAUGCCCGGUGGCAUGCCAGGUGGUUUCCCUGGAGCUGGCGGCGCCGCUCCCGGUGGAGCACCCACCAGCGGCGGUGCAUCUGGACCCACCAUUGAGGAAGUCGACUAAAAAGGAUCAUCCCUGGCUUUAUCUCGCCACUGCCCAUCACCAUGGUCAUCCUCUGCGCAAUACGCAUUCUUUGAUAAAAAAAAAUAUAGGAAUAUGAUUAAGAAAAAAAAACGAAUGAACGAA
Messenger RNA from Trachymyrmex septentrionalis, 2194 nucleotides. RefSeq names its product heat shock 70 kDa protein cognate 4 (gene Hsc70-4). Gene Ontology annotation, cellular component: nucleus; cytoplasm; cytosol. Gene Ontology annotation, molecular function: heat shock protein binding; ATP hydrolysis activity; ATP binding. The transcript has 4 exons. NCBI's taxonomy places the organism in Eukaryota, Metazoa, Arthropoda, Insecta, Hymenoptera, Formicidae. Bases 116 to 2071 code for a protein of 651 amino acids. Gene Ontology annotation, biological process: vesicle-mediated transport; protein refolding; cellular response to unfolded protein. The record is from RefSeq and is a predicted model, not a curated record.